Lotus japonicus is the source of this 1185-nucleotide messenger RNA. RefSeq lists its product as uncharacterized. The transcript is spliced from 6 exons. Gene Ontology annotation, cellular component: signal recognition particle receptor complex. The coding region runs from base 149 to 928 and encodes 259 amino acids. Gene Ontology annotation, biological process: protein targeting to ER. NCBI's taxonomy places the organism in Eukaryota, Viridiplantae, Streptophyta, Magnoliopsida, Fabales, Fabaceae. The record is from RefSeq and is a predicted model, not a curated record. Gene Ontology annotation, molecular function: GTP binding.
CGUUUGUUCUCAUAUUUCAAAAGCCCUCGAUUCCAGGUCGACACGCCAGAUCUGCAUUCGACAACCACCGCGUACGGCGGAAGAAACUUCCAGGCGACGGAAUUCCGAGCACCGAACGCCGCACCAUAACGAAACCCUAGAUUUCACAAUGCAAGAAUUAGAGCAUUGGAAGGAAGAGCUUUCUCGCCUAUGGCUCACCGCUUCCGAUUAUCUUCGCCAGGUCCCACCCGAACAGCUCUACAUCGCUGCUGCUAUCGCGGUUUUCACAACCCUGCUUCUUCUCUCUCUACGGUUGUUCAAGCGUGCAAAAACUAACACUGUUGUGUUGACGGGGCUUACUGGGAGUGGCAAAACCGUUCUCUUCUAUCAGCUUAGGGAUGGCUCUACUCAUCAGGGUACUGUUACAUCUAUGGAACCUAAUGAAGGCACUUUUAUUCUUCACAGUGAGACAACAAAGAAGGGCAAGGUAAAACCUGUUCAUAUUGUUGAUGUUCCUGGCCAUUCUCGACUUCGACCCAAACUGGAUGAGUACUUGCCUCAAGCAGCUGGCGUAGUCUUUGUGGUUGAUGCUGUUGACUUCUUACCAAAUUGCCGUGCUGCUUCAGAGUACCUAUAUGAUAUAUUGACUAAGGGAAGUGUGGUAAAGAAGAAGAUCCCACUGCUUAUUCUCUGCAACAAAACAGACAAAGUCACUGCUCAUACAAAGGAAUUUAUCCGCAGACAGUUGGAGAAGGAAAUUGACAAAUUACGGGCAUCAAGAAGUGCAGUGUCAGAUGCUGACGUUACAAAUGAGUUCACGUUGGGGGUACCUGGUGAGGCAUUUUCUUUUACCCAGUGCUGUAACAAAGUUACCACUGCAGAUGCUUCUGGUUUAACUGGAGAGAUAUCUCAGCUGGAAGAGUUCAUCAGAGAAUAUGUGAAGCCAUAAAUGGAUGUUAUGUUUGAACUUAGAUUUUUUUGUAUUGAAUUUGUUAUGAAUGGGGUUAGUUGUUACUUCUCAAAACUCAGCACUGCCUGGAUAAGCAGAGGAAAAUGAAGUGAGGGGGGCUCUGGGGAAGUUGUCAGUCAGUAUGUUGGAAUGAAUGAGGAUUGGCUUUACUGGAAGUCCUGAUAUAUUGGUUCAAUUAAUUGUACAAGUACUUGGAUUCACUUUAUUUGCUCUCCCUUUGCCCAGGCAUUUCUUAA